AUGCCGGAGGAGGAAGAACGAGAGAAAUUAGCCAAAGUCAUCAGACAGUGGAACGACAACAGACUGGACUUGUUUGAAAUAAGCCAACCUGAUGAGAAGUUGGAGUUUCAUGGUGUGAUGCGCUUCUACUUUGAGGAUCAUGUUGGAGGAAAUGUGGCCACAAAGUGCCUGCGUGUUUGCAGCAACUCUUCAACUCAUGAGAUUAUAGAAAUUCUUUCGGAGAAAUUCAGGCCUGAUAUGAAAAUGCUGACUACGGGUUACUCCCUGUACGAGAUCCACGCCAAUAAAGAACGUAAACUGGAUCUGGAUGAGAGGCCUUUGGUAUUACAAUUAAACUGGACCACAGACAACAGAGAAGGACGUUUUGUGCUGAAGAAAGACAAGGAGAGUUUGGUGGAGAACUGUCACGAGAAGGAAAAAGGAGGCGUGAUCCAAAACUUCAAGAGGACACUGUCGAGAAAAGAAAAGAAGAAAGAGAAGAACAAAACUAAAGCGACUGACAAGGUUUCAGAGGAGGAGAAUGGGUCAACUGAAAAGCCACUGAACAACAACAGCAUUUGUGUGUCUAACCACGAGACAAAAAAGCAACAGAGGCAGGCUGCCCCGGGAGUAAAGCCCACAGGAAGUCAUUAUCCUGACGUUUCUGAUCAACCUGGAUUACCAAUUAGAAUUAAAUUCUGUGAUAAUUCUGAGGAAGCCUUCCUAUCUGCAGUCAUAAAUUACACCAACAGCUCCACAGUUCAUUUCAAGCUCUCACCUGCAUACAUCCUCUAUGCGGUGGGACGCUUCGCUCUGCAACGCCAUUACAGGCAAGGCUCUCCACCCUCAGGGCAGACACACAGUGUAACCUCCAUCGCCAACAAAAUGGUGGCCAUGACAGGGAAGGUCAUCCAGAGGCAGCAGGCCAUCGCCGGCGCGCUCGCCUUCUGGAUGGCCAACUCCUCUGAGCUGCUAAACUUCCUCAAGCAUGACAAAGACCUCAGCCCGCUCACACAGCAAAGUCAGUUGGAUCUGUCCCACCUGGUGCACAAAGCUUACAGUUGCCUGCUACAGUGUCUACAGAAUGAGUUAAGGAAACACUUGCCAACUUUUCUGAUUGAUCCUGAGCAACAUGGCCCACUGCCAGCUGGAAUAGAGAUGGUGCUGAACACCUUGAUGAACACCAUGUCUCUUUUACGCCGCUGUCGGGUCAACCCCGCCCUCACCAUCCAGCUCUUUUCCCAACUCUUCCAUUUCAUCAGUGCCUGGCUCUUCAACCAGCUAAUGAGCCCGGAGACUAAGACUCCUGGCCUGCGCUCCCACUACUGGGGAGCUGCUCUCCGCCAGAGGCUUAUGGCCAUUGAAGCCUGGGCGGAGAGGCAGGGCCUGGAGCUGGCCGCCGACUGCCACCUCGGACACAUAAUCCAGGCAACCAUGCUCCUGACCAUGAAUAAGUACUCAAUGAAAGACGCGAAGGACAUCCAGAAUACCUGUUUCAAGCUGAAUUCAUUGCAGCUGCAGACGUUGCUAGCUGGCUACCUCUAUGCCACCAAUGAGCCUCACAUCCCCAUUGAUUUGAUCGAUGCUGUAGUGACGGCUGCUGAGUCCUCGGCAGAUAGCCUGAUUCGAAGCGAAGGACGGGACAUCCAGCUGGAGGAGAGCCUCGACCUCCAUCUGCCCUUCCUGCUGCCGGACGGAGGAUACUCCUGUGACACUGUGAGAGGAAUCCCUCAAGGGUUUAGGGAGUUUUUGGAGCCAGUUUGCCGGAAAGGUCUCUGCUCUUUAAUGUCCCAGCCGAACUCCAGAGGCGACUGGAGCGUGUACUUCAGUGAACCAACUUCCUCAGCACAAAGAACAUACUUGGCAGCACACAGACAGCCAGAGGUUGUGACGAUCACACUGAACAAACCUCUCAACAGUGGGAUGGGGGUCAGCAUCGUGGCUGCCAAGGGAGCAGGUCAAGGUAACCUCGGGAUUUACAUCAAGUCUAUUGUCAAGGGAGGGCCGGCUGAAAUGAACGGCAGGUUAACAGCUGGGGAUCAGCUGCUGAGUGUGGACGGUCAAAGCCUGCUCGGCCUCAGCCAAGAAAGGGCAGCAGCUAUCAUGAUGCAAACUGGCCCCGUUGUGACCUUACAGGUUGCAAAGUUUGGAGCGAGCUAUCACGGCCUGGGGUGUCUGCUGAGUGAGCCAACCUCAGGGAAUACAGCACUGGUGCUGUACAGUGUUGUGGAUCCUGGUCCGUCAGAACAGCUCCAUGGAAGCAGCAGGAGGAGGAGAGACCAGAUAACGCAGAGAAACAGACAACUUUAUCGCUCCAACCCCAACAUGGCCAAUUUUGCCCCCGAGGAUGGAGAUGAACCCGUUGACCUGGUGGUGAGAGGGAACAACAUGGCUGCUGUUUCCAGUAUCAACCUUUGUGCCGAUACAUAUCACAGGGAAUACUUGACACUUCCGACCCCUAAAUCCCAGGACAAGAACCUCUCUGAAUCCAGUCGACCACAGCAAACAGUCAAAGUGUCUGUGAAGCCUUUAGAUGGACAGAGCUCCAAUAAGAGGACCUUCAUGCGGCAAGCUCUGUCACAGGAGAACCUGUGCAUGGACAGUGGAGGCCCCCUGCUGGACAAAAGGCAGAAUGACCAGCGUGCAAAGCAAACCAUGAGCCACUAUUCAUCUUUCCCUAUUCGCUCGAGUGUUUCUACUCAUGAUAUCCUCUCAGACAGUUGUUCUCCCACAAAGCGACAGCAGGGCAGCCGUAUGAGUGGUGCCGGUGUCUGGAGAACUCCUUUUUCACAACACCCAACUCCUACGCCUCCGAUCCAGCCAACGCGCAUAGACAUCCCUGUAACCAGAGCACUGAACACACAGACAAAUCCUCCACUCACCACCUUCCAGAGCUCAUCCUUGCUGGCAGUGAAGAUGAGCCAAACCCUUAAAGUAAAGAGUCAAGCUCAUCAUAUUUACGCGUGUCCCCCUCCUGCAACCAAGAAGCUACCUCAACCCUCACUUCUAUCACAGCAGCAAAGACCCAAAACACACAGGGAUCAGGGAGCAAAACCCCAAGUGAGCAUCCCUCCAACGAAACAUGUCUCCUUCCAAGAGCCUCCCACUCAGCAGAAGCAGGGCUCGGGUCCUGCAAAGCAAAGAGACCCUCAGCAGCUGUCUGAUCCGUGGAGGAGGGAGGCCCAGGAGAAGCUGGAGAAGCAGCAGAGGCUUCAUGUGGUGCAGCUCCUGGAGCAGGAGGUGCAGGAGCUCCAGGCUAAAGCGAAGCGCACGGCAGAGGAGAGCGACCGGCUCCGAAAGCUCAGCCUGGAGUGGCAGUUUCAGAAGAGGCUGCAGGAGAUCCAGCAGAGAGGAGAGGACGAGGACGACGAGGAAGACGAGGAUUUGGACAUGAUGCUGACGAUACAGCAGCUGGAGAAAAGAACACAGACCAGGAGAAGCUCUGCUGGGAACAUCAACACUGAAUUAAAAGAGUUGGAAAAGGAAGACAAAGCAAAAACAGGUCAAAGACCAAGUGGACCGAGUCAAGACAUUAACAACAUUGCUUCAAAAGGGUGAGUUUGCUCCAU
Morone saxatilis (striped sea-bass) is the source of this 3548-nucleotide messenger RNA. Its product is annotated as afadin. Gene Ontology annotation, biological process: signal transduction; regulation of protein localization. The transcript is spliced from 23 exons. Gene Ontology annotation, cellular component: adherens junction. The record is from RefSeq and is a predicted model, not a curated record. Gene Ontology annotation, molecular function: cell adhesion molecule binding. Lineage: Eukaryota; Metazoa; Chordata; Actinopteri; Moronidae. Bases 1 to 3537 code for a protein of 1178 amino acids.